AUGGCGGCCUACGAGCAGGUUCAGAAGGGGCCCCUGAAACUAAAAGGUGUUUCAGAGCCCGGUGUGACCAUGCAGAAGAAGAAAAAGAAGGACAGAGACAAGGCGAAACUCCUGGAAACUAUGGGAACAAGCAAAAAGAACGAGGAUGAGAAGCGGCGCGGCCUGGACAAGUGAACCCUGGCCCAGGUGGCCUUCAAGAAGAUGCAGAAGCGGCAAAUGGAAAGGAUCCUAAAGAAAGCAUCCAAAACCCACAAGCAGAGAGUGGAGGACUUCAACAGACACUUGGACACCCUUACGGAGCACUCUGACAUUCCCAGUCAGCUGGACGAAGUAGCCUCCCCACCCAGGAGCCUAGGGAAGCCACUUAAACCUUCAUGGCCUUCAGAAUGCCUCCUCAGCCACUUGGUGUGUGAGACAAUGCAGCCUGGGAAGCAGAACAACCGCCUAAGGGACACCUUAGGGGUGACAGGACCUGGCCAGAGCCCCAGCACAGGCAGGACAGUCAAAGCGGAUGACGGAGGUCCUCGUGCUGGAGAGCCACGAUCUCUGAGGACCUGUGUUGUAUCUACAUGA
Molecule: messenger RNA, 573 nt
Organism: Canis lupus familiaris (dog)
Lineage: Eukaryota; Metazoa; Chordata; Mammalia; Carnivora; Canidae
Product: protein FAM32A-like
Exons: 3
Cellular component (GO): nucleolus
Source: RefSeq, a predicted model, not a curated record